AUGUCGCACGUACGUCAAUGUCCGACCUACCUCAAACUGCACCAGCCUACGUUGUUAGAUAGUUGGAUGUGUCUUGUAAUAUCUGAGGGUGAACAUUUAAACCUACAACCGCUGUAAAAUAUAGUUUAAAAGGCCAAGCGCCGCGGUUUCAGUUCGUCUCUUUCUUGUUCCGUUCACGUCAUCUGUCUGCGACGCAACGGAAUUGUGAGGCUGUUGUGAGGUUGCAGCUAACUAGUCAGCAAACCUAGCUCCGACAUGGUGAGUUGUUGAAUUAAAGUCUUAAACAUCAACAUAUAUGUAAUAACUAUACUCUCCGCAUUAAGACAUGUUUUGUGUCUUAUGUGGAAGUUAUUUCACUCUUGUAGCCGUUCUUAUUGCGAGCCACUGUCCCUAGUUAGGUAGCCAGGUGGAUAACUUGUUAGCUAGUCGCAAAUUCCUCAGUGAAGCCAGCUGAGCUAGCUAGCUAACUUGAUUAAUCCAGAAAAGUAGAUUCUGUUGUCUUUUACAUUUCUUGUUAAGACGAGGUUUCCCUCAAACUCAGUUAGGAACAUGUCCCACUGAAAGGUCGAGGCUAGCGUUUAACACAAUUGCAUAAACCUGGAAACCUGUGUUGACAACUUAAAAAGCCUUCAACCACUAGUAACAGUCCUGAAGUAGCCUGUUUGUAUUUAGGUGUGACAGAACUGAAACUAUUUAAUGACUUUGCAAUAGCUAUGCCAUUAGAUUCAAUACUGUAUGAUUUAGCUACCCUGCUUAUGUGGAGUCAUAAAUGCAUCCUAGAUGGAUGUUGAACCAGCAAUAACCGCUCUCAUUCCCUCUCUAGUCUGCCAUAUUUAACUUCCAGAGCCUGCUGACGGUGAUCCUAUUGCUCGUCUGUACCUGUGCCUACCUCAGAGCCAUGGCCCCCAGUCUCCUGGACAAGAACAAGACCGGGUACUUACUGACAGUGUUAGCCCACUGAGCUAAAGGUCUUACCUUAGAACUCUAGCUGGCCCCUAGCCUGCCAGAGAAGGAUAAGACUGGGUAUGUACUAGAGCUGGGCGAUGUGGACAAAUGUCCAUAUCACGAUAAACUGCCUGAAUUGAUGCGGUAAUGAUAAAUAUAAUGAUAUGUUUAUAACAUUAAUGUGUACCAGUUUUUUUUAUAUUACCCUUAACUACUACCACUAGUUUGAUUUAACAAUCACCCAUAUUAGCUUAAUUUAUUUCAUUUAAAAUGUCAAAUUGUUCUAGUAUAGGCUACUUGUCGUAAUGAAUGAUUUCAGCAAAAUGCCUGCGAUAUGGUACGGUCGGUGUCGAUAACUUUAGGUGUAUCGUCCCAGCUCUAGUAUGUACUGACAGUGUUAUCCCUCUGAGCUAAAGCCCUAGUUGGUAGCAGCCCUGGACUUAGCCUGCUAUAGAAGAAAAAUACUGGGUAUACUGGCUCUAUCACACUAAAACACCUAUACAGACAGUGUUGUUCAUCCACUGAGCUAAAGCCUAGAGGCCUACAUUUGUUAGCUUCUGAAUGACAACAUUCAGGGAAAGCAAUGUUACCCCAACGGCCAACUUUAACCCCAGCAUUAAUCCAACUCUGAUACACUAACAUCAUUGCUCAACUCAUCAUGCCUGUUCAAGCAAACCAAAUCUCACACUAGGUAGCCAGCUAACUACCUUGAGAGACUAUUCUGUCUGUCACUGACUCUUCGCAUGUGUAGGUCUCUACUCAGAUCCUCUGGCUGUGUUGACUGUAUUCCACUUCAUCCAUAUAAUGCUCUAGGGAGGAGAGUAGAGCUUUGUGUUUUUAUGUGUUCCUUUGAAGAGGACAAGAAGUGUUUGCGGCUACUAGCGGUGAUAAACAAUAUUAUAUAUCACUCUAGCAUAAACUAGAUAAGUGACUGUGUUUCUGAAUCUGAGUGAGAGUUGUGGUAUUUGGGACCACAGCAUACAUACACAACACAUCAGUUCAAUGUUGUUCUUGGUGGGGGGAAGCUAAGCGCUGAUAAAACCACAACAGUUCAGUCUUUCUCUCUUUUCACAACUGUGUUUUUUUUUCCUCUGAGUGAGGGAGGCUAAGGCAACAAGCUGUGUGCCACAUGUUGGGUUAGGGGGAAAUGAGGGGAGUAUUGUGAGCCAGUGAUCUGAGCUUGGCAAACACACUCUCCAAGAUAAAUUAGACUGACACACUGCCUGGGCAUUACAGUGCUGGCAUUAACAAACACACACACUGACCCCCCCCUCCCCCCCAAAGACCAGGACAAUGGAGGCCUGUCUGUGUUGUUGGGGUGUCAGUGAUGACACUGCUCAUUGGCUCAGCUGGAUGACAGAUAUAUGGUGGUCUAAAAGGCCACAACCUAUUUAGGCUAGUACUUAUGAAUCCUGUUUCCCAUUGAUCUAAUUUCUCAUAUUAGCAAAUUUGAUAUUGCUAUACAUUGGUGGUGGAUGGAAUGUAAGAACUUUUGAGACCUAGGGAAAGCACCAUGAUAUGAUAUCCAUCAUUAUGUAAAAGAUAAAAAGCCAAUCUUUUCCACUUUCUAAAUGUGUUCUACUAAUCUAAAUAUUGGAUAUUGUUAUUUGUAUUAUUUUUAAGGUGACUGGUAUCAUUCAGCAGUGAUAUGGUGCUGAGUUUGUGUUUAGACAAGUAACUGAACCAGCUCUUCUGUUUUGGCUAAAGAAAAGGAAGGGAAGAAAGGAUGGGAGAAAAUAUGAAGACUGCUGGCUGAACCAUUGUGCGUCUGUCUCCAGUAGCGGUUCUGGUGGGCUAAAGCUUUUCUACACGCGCACAGACAGAGAUGAGUGAUGGAGAGAUAGAGGGGAUAGUGUGUUCUGUUGUGGGUUUAAAACAAACUCCAGUGCAGACCGACUCCCAGAGGAGUGCUUACACGCAGUCUACACUCUGACCCCUGACCUUUAAUACCUGACCUCUGUGUUGUCUCAGUCACAGAGUGGGGGUCGGGCUCUGUCCCAAUUCUCUCACAUGGUUUCUUGUUCUUGUCUGGUCUCCCUCAUAGAUACAUGGGACUGGAUUUUAUUUUCCCGCUGCACUGCUUUUGCAUAUCGGUUUUUAUAUCUGAGGUCAAGAAGGAAAUUAGACCUAUGCUGUGUUCUAAACAACUCGGAAAUCUCCAACUUCAGUUGAGGGGAACAAGCUCUGACUGGGAAAAUCGUUUUGAACGGUCAUCCAACUCGGAAUUCCAAGUUGGAAACUCGGGCAUCUUUCUAGAACUCUGACUUGCUGACCUGAAGAUCACUGAAGUCAUGAUUUAAUCUAGUUUUUUUUCCCCCCAAGUUCCCAGUUGUCUUGAAAGCUUCAAAAUAAAUAAAGUAAACACAAGGAAGGAAGCUGUUUGAGGUGGUUGGGACAUGACCUUGGAGACAGUGGGUGCUUAGUCUGGAGGAGUCGUGUCCUACCACCCCAUCAGGCCUGUCAUGGCCACUUCAGACUUAGUCACCAUCUCUACAGUUGGCGUUCUCUAUUUUCCAAACAAUGCUUAACUCUGACUCUCCUCUCCCUCCUCUAUGGCUGGUACUGAGGGGGAAGGAAAUUUAAUUCAACUGUCUGAUCCCCCUAAUCAUCCCCAUCAAGAUAUGGACACACACAAUUUCCGUCUGCCAGUUCAGUUGAGGGCUAGUGGGCUAAUUAGUAGCCUCUAGCAUCACCUUACUGCACCUCUCACCCACUCACUCAGUCAGUCAGUCAGUCCACAUGUGUGUUUAAUAAACUCAGGACCCCCUGAUGUGUGUGUCGGUUCACUGACUGUCCCCUUCCUUACAGUAUAUGGACCAUCUGUCUCUGUAUCUCUCUUGAUCUACUCUUUUCAAGUUUUCUUAUUAAAACUUUGUUGGUUGUGUACAACAAUACCUAGCUAAUUAACUGUCUUUCUUUUUUCAGCCUCUUGGGUAUCUUCUGGAAAUGUGCCAGAAUAGGUAUGUUAUUUGGCGUUGGCUAUAUAAUCAACAGUUUUAUAAUCUAGAACCCAGAUCUAGAAGACUUGUGAUGAUGGCCAUCUAUAAAUUGUUGCUCUUUUAUAACCCAGUGUUGGAUUACUGUGGUCAGUUGUUGUUUUUUAACACCAUGAAAGCAUUCAGUAUUUCCCUGUUAACUUCUGACGUCUCCAAUCAUCACCUCUAACAUCUGCCCCCCAGGUGAGAGGAAGAGUCCGUACGUGGCGGUUAGUUGUGUCAUCAUGGCCCUCUCCAUCCUCUUCUCCGACUAG
Coregonus sp. 'balchen' is the source of this 4195-nucleotide messenger RNA. The record is from the annotation of a GenBank genome assembly. Lineage: Eukaryota; Metazoa; Chordata; Actinopteri; Salmoniformes; Salmonidae.